Closterium sp. NIES-67 is the source of this 1075-nucleotide messenger RNA. Lineage: Eukaryota; Viridiplantae; Streptophyta; Zygnematophyceae; Desmidiales; Closteriaceae. The record is from the annotation of a GenBank genome assembly.
CUAGAGCAUACCGAGCAGUCAACCACAUCGCGCUUCACCCUCGGUUUGGGCGAGAUGACUCAGCACGGCACAGCAGGGAUUGUUCUAGAGAGUGCUCCAGAGACUAAAGCUCUGGACAUUCUAGAAUCUCGAGUUUCAGCUCAACAUGUAGUCUCUCGUGCGCCAGUCUCUAUUUCCAGCUUCGGCUAGAAUCUUCCAAGUUCAGAGCUGAUUGGCAACGCCACGAAUCCCUUCGCCAGCUCCGCUGUUCUAGACGUAUCGCCUGCCUUCCAGAGCCAUGGCCUCGCUGGUUCCCGAACAUCCGAACAUGGAUAGCGAACCGCCUUUGGGUGUAGCUCUAGUAGCUUUCCGUAUAAAGUCUUGGUAAAUCCAUUCGAGCGUCAUCAAAAUUUGAACGACCAAUACAGCGCUCAUCAAUCGCAACUCUCUCAAGUUACCUUCUCGCACUCUCUCAGCGGCAUUUUCACAGUUUCAUCGUAGCGCGAGUGGACAACACCAUGGCUCUUACACCGUUUACAAACGAUCCGCUGUUCAACUCCAUUAUCCGGCUGUCGCACAUCCCUGACGAGUUCAGCACUCUUUUCGACGCCCCGACGUCGAAGUUCGUGAGGGACAGCAACGCGAUGGCGUCGACUGCCGUCGACGUGAAAGAGACUCCCGAGGCGUUCAAGUUCAUCGCGGAUCUUCCGGGCCUGAAGAAAGACGAGGUUAAGGUCCAAAUCGAAGAUAAGAAUUUGCUGACCAUCAGCGGCGAGCGGACUCGGGAGGUUAAGGAAGAGACGGAGAAGUAUCACCGCGUGGAGCGGAGCACUGGCAAGUUCCUGAGGCGAUUCCGGCUUCCGGAUAACGUGGAAGUGGAUAAGAUCGCUGCGAGCUCGGAGAACGGUGUGCUUACCGUGACGGUUCCGAAGUUCAAGCCACCGGAGCCGAAGAAGCCAGCUAUUGUGGAUAUUCCCAUCAACUAGAGUGUCAGAGACACCUUGUACUUGCUACUUAUGACAUUACAUGAUCUUCGCUGGUUGUGGCGUCUUAUUAUGCUGUACAGUGCAUUAUUGAGUGAGGAAUUUUGUAGACA